Racocetra persica is the source of this 1287-nucleotide messenger RNA. The record is from the annotation of a GenBank genome assembly. Lineage: Eukaryota; Fungi; Glomeromycota; Glomeromycetes; Diversisporales; Gigasporaceae.
AUGAGCGGUAUUAGUGACGUAGAAAGGCAACAAUAUUUUCAGGUUUUUUCUAACCUUGGACCUUCACCUAAUGGCUAUCUUUCAGGCAAUCAGGCAAUGAAUUGGCUUUUGAAUUCGAAACUUCCAGUAACAUGGCUUGAAAGAAUAUGGGAUCUUUGUGAUAUUGAUAAAGAUGGUCAACUCGACUUUGAUGAGUUCUCGGUAACCUGUAGACUUGUUAAUGAUCUUUUAGCUCGUGUAUAUCCGGAUGUACCUUCUUCACUCCCAUCUCACUUGAUCCCUCCUGGCAAGGCACAUCUGCUUGUAGGGAAUAAUCCUGGGUAUGUUGGCGGUGGUCCAUCGCUAGGAAUGAAUCCAGCCCUUUUUUCGCAACAAAUCAUUAGUCCUAUUCCACAGCCCGCCAACACAAUUUCUCAACUCAAUAUUUCAAAUACGAUUCCUUCCUAUCAAUUAUCACAACAAUUAUCACGAGUUCCUACACCUCCUCGCCAGAAUAGUUACAGUGGUGGUUUUCCCACUGCUCCAUUGUCUGAUGAUUUUGAUUGGUAUAUGCCACCCGCUGAUAAGUUUAAUUACGAAAAUGAAUAUAAGAGGCAUGCUGGUCCUCACGGUUAUGUUAGGUUUGCUGACUUUGAUGAACUCUAUCAACGGCUUGGAAUACCAAGAGAAGAGUGUAUUGCAGCAUGGGGUCUCAUUGAUGUGAACUUUGAACAACGAGUAGGCAAAGACCAAUGUCUUGUAUUUCUUCAUACUUUAAAUCAACGAAGUAAAGGUAAACGAAUACCUGAUAGUUUACCGAACGCUUUGAAAACCUCACUUAUAAGAGGAAAACUUAAUUAUAAUUACAAUGAAACUGCUGAUCCAUCAUGGAAAUCAAAGUUAUCUGAUAGUGGUUCUGUAAAGUCAAGUGGUUAUAGUAGUGAAACUCAGUCGAGUUCUUUAAAAUGGGAGGAAGAUCGAUUGCAAAAGGAACUUGAUGAUUUAAAUGAAAAGAUUCAGAAAGCUGAAGCAACUGCAUUAUCUUCUUAUACAAGUGCACUUCAAUCAUCCGGAGGUUCAGGUGUUGUAACGGAAUUCAAACAAUUGUACGAAUAUAAGCAAAAAAAACAUGCCGAAUUGGCUGAAAAAGAACAAACGAAUAGAACACUCGAGGAAUAUGUUCGAAAAGAACGAAAUAAUGUGCGUGAACUACAAGAUAAUAUACAAUCUUUAAAAAGUAAAAUACAACUAUUAGAAAAUAAUUUAGAAUCAAGUCAAACCGAAUAUAAAAGGCUUCAACGGGAGUAG